AUGCUUAAAAGGAAAAACGAGGAGAGUGAGGAAAAUACCGCCAAGAGGGUUGCUCUGGACAGUGAGGCUGUUGAGAAGAAAGAUAUUGAGGAGGAUAAACAGAAAACAUCAGUUCCACUCGAUGCAUCAAAGAACCCUUCUGGUGCCAACGAGUUGAACUCUGAGGAAGAUUCUUCGAGACCUGAAACCAAUGAAAGUGAUGAUAAAGAUAAUACCAAUUCAAAGGAUACUAUUCCCGCUGAAUUUUCGCAUGAAGCUGAAAACGUCAACAUGAACGAUGAAAAAAUAGAAGAAGGCAACAACGAAAGGAACGAGGAUGAGGAGAUGGCAAGUAAUGAUGGGAACGAUGAUUCAAAGAACGGGGAGGGCUCAAAGGAAGAGGGACAGGAAGGAUCGAAGGAUCAGUUAUCUGGUGCAGGUCCUAUUUCUUCACAUCGGGUGGUACAUGACGAUGAUCCGACGUACGUUCACUUCAGAAUGCUUUGCACGAUUAGCGAGGCUGCAACAGUUGUUGGGAAAGGUGGCGAGACAAUUAAGAAGAUCAAGGAACUUUCAAAUGCUCGCAUAAACGUGAGUGAUAACUUGAAAGGUGUUCCAGAAAGAGUGAUUAGCGUGAGAGGCCCUGCCGAAUACGUUGCCAAGGCGUUUGGAUUGAUUGUGAGGAUGCAACUAGGUGAGCCGCUGAAUGUUCCUUCAUCUUUAGAAUCCCAGCAGUACAACUUGCGUCUUUUGUUUCCACACACGAUCAUGGGUUACAUUAUUGGAAAAAAGGGAAGCAGAUUCAGAGAGAUCGAGGAGAGCUCUGCCGCUGCUCUGAAGGCAAAUGACCAAAUUCUUCCUGCUUCGACAGACCGUGUUCUCAACAUCAAUGGUGUAGCUGAUGCCAUCCAUAUUGCAACGUACUACAUAGCACAGACGGUGAUAGAGCACAAGCAGCAAAUGUCCAAGGCCAUAUAUUACAACCCUGCAAACUUCGCCCAGCCAACCAUCCCAUUAGUUAAUUCUUCCGCUAGAAGAUUCCAACAUCGCAUGAUGGGUGAUUUCCGCGGUGGACGAAUGGGAAGACAGUUUGGUCCUCAGCCUGGAUUUGGACCAAUGAUGGGCAUGCCAUCCCAGAUGAUGGGCAUGUACGGCCAAAUGUCCCCUCAGGGAAAUACCAACGGUCAAUCCCCAGAAUCUGGUGAUGGGCAAUCUAACAUGGGAAGAAUUUCGGGAGGAAAACCGCCACAGAUGGGAGGAUACUUCCCUCCUCAGUAUGCUCCACAGUUUAACCCUGCUGCCGUGGCAUCCAAUACCAGAGCUGAAACUGUGACUACUGGUGCAGAUGGGAAGCUGAACCAAGAUAUAUUUGUUCCUCAAAAGCACAUUGGUCUCAUCAUUGGUCGUGGAGGAAGAAAUUUAAAGGAUAUCCGCCAGCAGACUGGAUGCUACGUGAAGAUCAACGACGAAGUUCCCGGCUCCACGGAAAGAAAAUUGACCUUGAUGUCAAACAAUAUGUACGGAAUCCAGAAUGCUCUUCUUUUGAUAAACAACAAGAUUGAGAACGAGAAGAUGCGCGAGCAAAGAGGACAAAGGAGAGAGGGAUCACCAGAUCGUCAGCAGGGCAUCGAAGGAAAGAAUAAUUGA
Brettanomyces bruxellensis is the source of this 1626-nucleotide messenger RNA. RefSeq lists its product as uncharacterized. Bases 1 to 1626 code for a protein of 541 amino acids. The record is from RefSeq and is a predicted model, not a curated record. Gene Ontology annotation, molecular function: mRNA binding. Gene Ontology annotation, cellular component: nucleus; cytoplasm. The transcript has a single exon. Lineage: Eukaryota; Fungi; Ascomycota; Pichiomycetes; Pichiales; Pichiaceae. Gene Ontology annotation, biological process: regulation of gene expression; regulation of RNA metabolic process.